AUGGUUCUGGAUACGAAAACAAUGGAAAAUUCACUUAAUUUACGGCGCAUGAUAUGUGAAACGAAUGUUCUUUCACGUUCCGACUGUUCGGCGGCAUUAUCACAAGGAGCCACACAGGUGAUGGUGUCGGCUAACGGUCCCGCCGAGGUAAAGCUACGGAAUGCUGAAUCGGAAAAUUGCCACAUCGAGGUACAGUACCGGCCAAACGCAGGGCAGGAAGACAUACAGCACCGCUUGAUGGAAAGCCUUAUUAAACGUUCAUUCGUUCGUGUUGUAGCGACACCCGCUUUCUGUCGCAGCACCGUGUACGUGUAUGUUCAGGAAAUGACCGAUAAGGGUGGGCUUCUGGCUUGUUCCAUCAAUGCGACCUGUUUGGCAUUGAUAACGAGUGGAAUCGAGCUUAACUUUACGGUAGCAGCCGUACACUGCAUCCUGACCGAGGAUGGUGUAAUGAUACUUGAUCCCGACCAUAAACAAAUGAAGCAGCCACACAGUUCGUUCACGUUUGUGUUCGAUAGCAUCGCGAAGAAUUCGGUUACAUCGUACGUGUAUGGCAGCUUUACGCAAGAAGAUUAUGAAAAAGUUGUCAGUGUGUGUAGAGAAGCAGUGGAUAAGAUAUUCAAUUUUUAUCGUAAAGUUUCGCAAAACAUUACGAAAGUUGUAACGGAUGAUAGUUAAUACACGGUGAAUGAAUGAAUAUGAAUA
This is a messenger RNA of Anopheles maculipalpis, 705 nucleotides long. It is a transcript of the gene Rrp46, whose product is annotated as exosome complex component RRP46. The transcript is spliced from 3 exons. Gene Ontology annotation, biological process: poly(A)-dependent snoRNA 3'-end processing; rRNA catabolic process; U4 snRNA 3'-end processing. NCBI's taxonomy places the organism in Eukaryota, Metazoa, Arthropoda, Insecta, Diptera, Culicidae. The coding region runs from base 1 to 678 and encodes 225 amino acids. Gene Ontology annotation, cellular component: cytoplasmic exosome (RNase complex); nuclear exosome (RNase complex); nucleolus. The record is from RefSeq and is a predicted model, not a curated record.